AUGUCUACACCAGAGGAAUUCCCCCGUAAUCCGAUUAUAGUUGUUGGAGGAGGAUUGGCCGGACUUUCAGCUGCACAUCAAGUUUAUCUUAGGGGAGGAAAUGUUGUGUUGUUGGAUAAACAAGGGUUUUUAAGUGGUAAUAGUGGGAAGGCUACUUCUGGGAUCAAUGGUACUUUAACCAGGACUCAAGUUAACUUGUCAAUUAAGGAUUCCGUUGAGCAAUUCUAUCAGGAUACUUUAGCCACGGCUAAAGAUCGAGCCAACCCAGAAUUGAUUAAAGUAUUGGUUUAUAAUAGUGCUGACGCUGUUCAUUGGUUGCAAGAGGUAUUUAAACUAGAUUUGAGUAUUGUAUCAAGAUUAGGAGGCCACUCCCAACCAAGAACGCACCGUGGUAAGGAUGCCAAAUUCCCAGGAAUGGCAAUUACGUAUAAAUUAUUAGAGACUUUAGAAAAUUUGUCUGAGAGUGAACCUGACAGAGUUAAGAUAUUGAAGAAUACUCAGGUUAUUGAUUUGGUGAAAGCGGAAGGGGACGAUUUUAAGGUUUUAGGGGUUAAAUAUAAGGACUUGAAAACGAAAACGAAACUGGAAUUGAACGGACCAGUAAUUAUGGCCACUGGUGGUUAUGCUGCUGAUUUCACGAAGAAUUCUCUUUUGAGGAAAUACCGUCCGGAUAUUAUUGAUUUGCCAUCCACCAAUGGUAAUCAUGCCACUGGGGAUGGACAAAAAAUCAUUAUGAAGAAUCAAGGGAUUGGGAUUGAUAUGGACAAAGUUCAAGUUCAUCCAACGGGUUUAAUUGAUUUAAAUGAUGAGGAUGUUAUUUUGGGUAAAAAACAACCAAGGUUUUUGUUUUUAGGUGCUGAAGCUUUAAGAGGUGAAGGUGGAGUGAUUUUAAAUAAGCACGGAGAUCGUUUUGUUGAUGAGUUGGGUACUCGUGAUUAUGUUAGUGGUGAAAUGGAAAAGCAGUUGAAAGCCGGUAAUGGCCCACUUCGUCUUGUUUUGAAUAGCCAAAGUGAUGAAAAAUUGGCUUUCCAUAUCAAGCAUUAUAAGCAAAGAAGCUUAAUGAAGACGGUCACUGGAGAUGAGUUAACCAAAGAAAUGGGUAUUGGCAUUGAUAAAUUGAAGAAAACUUUUGAAACUUAUAAUAAAGCAGCUUCCGGUGAAAUUCAAGAUGAGUUUGGUAAAAAGUUUUUCCCAACUACUCCUUUCAAGAUAGAAGCAAAUGAUAAUUACCAUGUUUCUUUCAUUACCAGAGUUUUACACUUCACUAUGGGUGGUAUUAAGAUCAACGAUAAAGCCCAAGUUUUAUAUCAAGUUGAUGAAGAGACUUUCAAACCUUUUGAAGGUUUGUAUGCUUGUGGUGAAGUAGCCGGAGGUGUCCACGGUCAUAAUAGACUUGGGGGCUCCUCAUUAUUGGCUUGUGUUGUUUAUGGCCGAGUGGCUGCUGACGGAGCAUCUAGUUUCUUCUUCAAUCACUUGGCCAAUGCUGAGGCUGCAAAACCCGCCCCAAUUGAAUCAAAUGAUGGCAAUACUGCGAUCAAUAGAUUGAAACAAAUCAGUUUCCAUAUCGACCCGGCUUUUCCUCAAAGAAUCACCAUUGACUGGACUGAUAAAGAGGGUAAUGGGGGAGAAGGAGCACCACCUUCGUCCUCAGCACCACCUUCGGCACCACCAUCGGCACCACCAUCAGCACCACCAUCAGCACCACCUUCCUCAUCAUCAAGCUCUAAGAAAGAUGACAAGUUCACGGCUUUCGAAAUUCCAUCAAAAGAAUUCACUGCAGAUGAAGUGGCCAAACAUAACACUGCUAAAGACUGCUGGGUGAUUGUUAAAAACGUAGUUUUAGACUUGACCCCAUUUUUGAAAGAUCACCCAGGUGGUGAAGAUUCCAUUAUAAACUUUGCCGGUAAGGAUGCUACUGAGAGUUUUGAUAUGUUACAUGAAGAUAAUGUCAUACCAAGAUACGCUAAGAGCUGUGUAGUUGGAAGACUUAAAGGGGAGACCCCAUAUUUAGAAGUUAAAUAA
This is a messenger RNA of Hyphopichia burtonii NRRL Y-1933, 2022 nucleotides long. RefSeq names its product fumarate reductase (gene OSM2). Gene Ontology annotation, molecular function: oxidoreductase activity; FMN binding; heme binding. The transcript has a single exon. The record is from RefSeq and is a predicted model, not a curated record. NCBI's taxonomy places the organism in Eukaryota, Fungi, Ascomycota, Pichiomycetes, Serinales, Debaryomycetaceae. The coding region runs from base 1 to 2022 and encodes 673 amino acids.